Messenger RNA from Lobosporangium transversale, 1833 nucleotides. RefSeq lists its product as hypothetical. The coding region runs from base 1 to 1833 and encodes 610 amino acids. The record is from RefSeq and is a predicted model, not a curated record. Lineage: Eukaryota; Fungi; Mortierellomycota; Mortierellomycetes; Mortierellales; Mortierellaceae. The transcript has 4 exons. Gene Ontology annotation, molecular function: DNA binding. Gene Ontology annotation, biological process: DNA recombination; DNA integration.
AUGGAUCCCGAUGCCUCAGAGGCCCCGCCUGUAGAUACCCAGGUUAAUAUCAAUAUAAGCAAUAAUAUACAUGGUGCCUUAGACGCAGCAAAAACAAAGACAGCCCAUCGUUUUGCUACGAAAACAAAGACCAGCUAUUCAGGUCAUGUUGAGCGAGGGAAGAGGUAUGCUCUUACUAUGGGCGGCGAGUAUUCAGCUGCGUUCGAUGAAUUAAGCGAAGUGACGCCGAUUGUCCUUCUGGCUUUUGUCGCCUUCAAGUGUGACCAGAACAGCCUGUCAUACAAAACCGCCGAGGGCAUUCGAAGUUCAUUCAAGCAAUACUUCAAAGAUCAAUUCAAAUGCCAGGGAAAUCCUGUUUACGACCAGUCAUUCGAGGACUACAUGCUCUCCCUUAAGAAACGCGACGGAAGGAAUGGUCAAAGCAAACAAAGCCUUGCCAUGAGUUAUAAAGAUUUAUCAAAGCUGAUGGAGCAUCUCCAAAAGCCAGAUGUCAUUGCAAAAUAUGGUGAAGGGUUAUGCUUGUUUUUUCAAGCGUUUGCUGCAACAGGCUUCACGUUGUGGACAAGAAAUGAGGAACUACUAAGACUUCAAGGAAAGGAUAUCGAGCUCAAUUUUAAGACAGAUUGUGGGCGACCAUACAUUAAAAUCACUCUAACUUUUCGCAAAACAAAUCAGGCGAAUGCUGAAAAAGCUAAUGUGUAUGAGAUCCAUCCACAACCCAACGAGCCCCAUGCUUGCAGCUACACCAAAUUGUUAACCUGGAUCCGUUGGAUGGAGAAAGAUAGCCGAGCACUCCAUCCUGAAGACUUUGUAUUCCCAUCGAUGGACACCAAGGGCCGUAUCAAACUCAAAGAGUCAUUCUCACAUCCGAAAAUCCAGUCUUUGUUGGAUGAAUUUACGGAAGAUGCAGAUCUCCUUACUGGACGUAACGGUCGAUACACAACCCACUGUUUCCGCCGCGGUGGGGCACAGCAUCGCUUCAUGUUUGCAAAGGAGAAAUGGUCCUUCAAGGCAGUGAAGUGGUGGGGCGGCUGGUCUGAAGGUGAAGGGGUCGGUACAGUCAUGCGAUACCUGUUGGAUGAGUUCAUCCGCUAUGAGGCCGGCUACGGUGAUAUGCUCUCUCCAGUGAAAAACGUUAGUCGACACGCCAUGUUUAUGGGAGAUCCUAACGCCACAGAAAUGGUAACUCGACAAGGACUGGAUACCGCGCUUGAUACCUUGCGGAUUGCGAUUAACACAGAGAUGACAGAAAUGCAAAAAGAAUUAAAAGAUAUACAAAAAGAAGUAAUGAAUCUUGGAACAGCAAUCACUCAACAAAUUCAAUCACUCUUUCAAGGUUCAUUGUUGCCUAUAGCUACAGCCAUUAAUACACAGCAUCCGGUGCCACGGUCACUGCCAUCGCUGGCGCAUCUUACUCAUGAAGAGAGCGAACCACCGGUGGCUCCUAGGAUCCCUGAUAUUACGCAUUGGAGAGAGGCAGUUAAGCAAUGGGAAGAAGGCGAUCCAGAAAGAGGCUUAGUGUUGGCGCUCCGUCACUGGACUCCAAGAAUGCGUGCCACAGAUCCCUCCAGGUACUCUCAGAGGAAGCUAAUUGGCAUCGAAUUCGCUCGACUAAGCAGAAACAUUUACAAUAUGCAGGAUAUCCACGGUGGAGCUCUUGAAUCUAUCAGCAACCUUAUUGCUUCCAUUCGUGCAAAAAAUAAACGGAGGGAACAAGAGAUGAAAGGCACCUUGGCCACCAAAAAAAGACAGGAAAGCGCAGCGCGGGAGGUGGAAGAAGAGGAAGAGGAAGAAGAGCCCUUGACAAGAAGGAAGCACCAUAAAAAGGCAUAA